UGCAAAUGACCCAGCAUGUUUGUGACAUCAGGAGCAGGCAGUGGGCGCCCAGGGAGAGCGCUGACAGGCUGAGUGCUCCCUGGCCGGCCGGCCGGCGGGGCUCGGGGGUGCCAGGCCCAGCUGCAGGGGCACAGCGAGCCAGGGCAGAGCCGCGUGUGCCUGGCCGGCCGGCGGGGCUCGGGGGUGCCAGGCCCAGCUGCGGGGGCACAGCGAGCCAGGGCAGAGCCGCGUGUGCCUGGCUGAGAGGAGGCGAGUCCCGGCUCUGCGACGGAGAGAUGCUUCAGGAGAAGGCUCCCCAGCCCAGCCUGGCCCAAGGAGCAGGGAAGGGUCCCUCUGACGAGGGGAGUCUCCUCCCAGCAGACGUCCUUGCCAGCACGGAGUGGGUCCUGGACACCCUGCUGCUCCUGGCAGCUCUUCACAUCCUCUCUCAGGCGGCAGCCACCUUCUCCUGCCUCUUCCUCGUACUGCCCUUGAGCUUCUUCUUCUUGGAAAUUCAUGGCAGGGGGAGCCCAGCGUCUGAGGAGACGCGGCAGCCGGACACAAGCCUGGGGCGCAGAGCAGGCGAGCGGCCCCCAGACAAGGGGCUUCUCCGGGGGGGACGUCCUCCAGUGUCUGCGGGGCACCCUGGACGUGCUGGGUUCGCUGGUGGCCGUUUACUUCCUGAUUCGCACUGGCCUCGUCGUCUGGGCCCUGGCUGACCC
Mauremys reevesii (Reeves's turtle) is the source of this 701-nucleotide messenger RNA. RefSeq lists its product as uncharacterized. Bases 6 to 698 code for a protein of 230 amino acids. The record is from RefSeq and is a predicted model, not a curated record. The transcript is spliced from 3 exons. Lineage: Eukaryota; Metazoa; Chordata; Testudines; Geoemydidae.